GUCCAAAAAUGUAAUCUCAAAAUCAACUAAUGAAAUUGUUCAAAGACCUCAAGCAGGUCGAGUAUGCAGUUACAUUGCCACGCUCUGCCGAUUGGAAUUGCUGAAGGCCAGGGAGCAGGGGAUUGCGAUUUGCAAAGGGGGCUGAAGUUGGAGCAUUCUCCUGAAUUCCUGAAGCUGAAGCUAUUUCGUUGGUCAGGUCGAUGGUUCGGUAGCUUGUUGGUUUAAUUUUUUUAUUUCUUCUGAUCUUAACGUUUCACUCAAGGACAUAUUGAGCUCAUCAAAGGAAAUCUAAACCAGCCUCGAGACAGUCGCCUUUUUUUCUCCGAUGGCAAACUCAUUGCGUUUAUAUCUUACGUGCAUAAGGAACACUCUUGAGGCUGCCAUGUGUCUCCAGAACUUCCCAUGUCAAGAAGUUGAAAGACAUAACAAACCAGAGGUUGAACUGAAGACCAGCCAAGAACUUCUACUCAAUCCUGUUUUGAUCUGCCGAAAUGAGGCUGAAAAAUGCUUGAUAGAAACGUCUAUUAAUUCACUGAGGAUAAGCCUCAAGGUAAAGCAGUCGGAUGAACUUGAAAACAUAUUAGCGAAAAAGUUCCUCAGGUUUUUGUCAAUGAGAGCAGAGGCAUUUCAGGUACUUCGGAGAAAGCCAGUACAGGGCUACGACAUUAGUUUCCUCAUAACUAAUUACCAUUGUGAGGAAAUGCAGAAGCAGAAACUAAUCGAUUUUAUAGUACAGUUCAUGGAGGACAUCGACAAGGAGAUUAGUGAACUCAAAUUGUCAGUUAACACCCGAGGAAGGCUUGUGGCUACUGAGUUUCUGAAGCAAUUUGUCUGAUAUUUCAUUAAUGCAUAACGCAUAGCAGUCUCAUCGUUUUUCUCCUUUUUAACGCUUCCUAUCUGCAUAUCUAAAGACACAUUCUCUCCUCACCCUGAAUUCAUAAGUGAGGUUACCAGAUUACAGGUUCCCAUCUUUUUUUUUUAAAUUCUAUGUAUAUAUAGUUUGCCCUCGAAAGUUUUUGCAUAAGCCUCAGUUUGGAUUUAUGCUAUGUAUGAGUAUAAGACUAUAAGUGAAAUUACCAGAUCCUCAUUUUACCAGCUUAUAAAUCGUCAACUUAAUGUAUGCUGAGUUUGUUAACACUUAACAAUGCCGAGUCUUUUU
Cuscuta europaea is the source of this 1159-nucleotide messenger RNA. The record is from the annotation of a GenBank genome assembly. Lineage: Eukaryota; Viridiplantae; Streptophyta; Magnoliopsida; Solanales; Convolvulaceae.